This is a messenger RNA of Gadus macrocephalus (Pacific cod), 1703 nucleotides long. RefSeq names its product soluble scavenger receptor cysteine-rich domain-containing protein SSC5D-like. The transcript is spliced from 2 exons. The coding region runs from base 101 to 1252 and encodes 383 amino acids. Lineage: Eukaryota; Metazoa; Chordata; Actinopteri; Gadiformes; Gadidae. The record is from RefSeq and is a predicted model, not a curated record.
CCCCUCCUGGCUGUCUCUCCUCCACCCCCCCCCCUGGCUGUCUCGACCCCCAACGCACACCGUGGAGGAUUCUGUGCAUUCCUCUCCUCAGCGUGGGGUCAUGUGGGAUUUGACCCCUCACAGUCCAGGGUUACCGCUGCAUGGAGGAAGGACCUCGAUGGAUGUGGAUGAGAGUAGCGAAGGGUUUUCACAAUCGCCACAGUCCCGUUUGACGUAUCCCGAGCAUUCGUUGAGUCCUCACCUCGACAGUCACCCCUUUAUCCCUGACCCCCCCCCACUAUCAAGUUUGUUGCGUUUUCUGCCAUUGAAUGAAAAAAGUGUAGUGAGCCCCAGUCCGUCCCUUGCAACCAAAACCUCAGUUUAUCAUUUCGCUACCGAACAGACGAUUCUUCACCCGUUGACGAAGCAAUCAGAUACCUUCCUCGACCAACAAAUAACAGUUACUUCAACCUUGCAGGCCCCUGUCUUCAUGGAAAUGUCAUACAGUCCAACAAACCGCUCUUCAGAGCUUGACUUUUCAAUGUCCGCUGUAUCGUAUGAAUCUGUGAGCGUAUCAGCUGCAUCUACAACCAAGCCUCGGGAACAUAAAGACGGCCUCAGACAGAGAAUACAAAUACUGAACCCUCAAGCCUGGGAUACAACCCUGAGCUCCUCAUCACCCCCCUUGAUUAGUACGACCCCAAUGCCUUCUCUCCACCUGGAACCCGCCAGGGUCAGCGACCGUAGCCUAGCGCCAGAUUCUACAAAUCCCUCCUCUCCAGCCUCCGAACCCUUCCCUACUUCACCGUCCAAAAGCACGUCCACGCCACGGACCACCUUCCACCCAGAGCAGUCCGAGAACUCUCGGACCAGCAGCGACUCUCGCUCCUCUCUUUCUCAACCACAACAACAACAGACCCCGGCUCCACCAGUGACACAUGGUGGCAGCGGCGGCCGCGGCUGUGGCGACAGAGAAGCGCUUGUUAGCGGCCUGACUUGCCGCCGCUGUUCAAAAGAGCCCCCCUCGCCAGCCAGCCUGCCCUGGUCGGGCUACAGCACCGGGCUCGGUGACUCAGACGGCCCCCCCCCACAUACUGGGGCCCAGGAGCUUGGGGGAUGCCACCUACGCUGCCAAGUUUGCCCAGUCGCCAGCGACUCGAGAUUUGACUCAGACGCUCACAGGCCGACACUCGCAGGCUACACACCGAGAUUGACUCACACAGGAAAUGACAUCAUCGGUGCCCUCUGGUGCGACAUCACACCGAGAUAUUGAUCCGCGUCCUUCCUCGUCGUUUCAGACGUCGAUGCCUAUAAGCGUGUUUUCCCAUAAAUCCAUCUCUAGCUACCAGGCUACCUACCAGGUAGGGAGACGGGCAAGUAAGCAUCCAAUAAUUCCAUUUGUCCCGAAUGAAAUGAUUGAACAAGCUUAGUAUAGGCCUGCAACAUCCAAAGAUGCCCCAUUUUUUGUUAUUUAUUUUGUCUGAGCAUUCGAUUUAUGUAUCGCUGUUGGGUUGUAAAGAAUAUAGCCAAAAUAUGCUUUGUUGCCUACCCCAGCCUUAAUAAGGCAUCGCUUCAAUUAGUUCUCCCGAUGACAAAACGCAUCAUCUUCUGGCAACUUCAUUGCUCACACUUUGUGUGAUCGGCCUAUCUACAAAAGAAAGAACUUUGAAUUGAAAUAAAAUAGUAUGCAUAAAAAAACCGGAGACGGCCCGACGUCUGAGCUC